This is a messenger RNA of Haemonchus placei, 459 nucleotides long. Lineage: Eukaryota; Metazoa; Nematoda; Chromadorea; Rhabditida; Trichostrongylidae. The record is from the annotation of a GenBank genome assembly.
AUGUUCAUGUGGAUUUCCCUGCAUGGUAUACUUCUAUAUCGACGACGCAAUGAACAUCGUUCUCUCAAUGAAAAACUUCCACCGAUUUCAUGGAAGGAGUUUGUCGACAAGUACCUCUUGUCCAAUAAGGUGAAAACUAUUGUGUUUCAACCACAAUUUGAAGUUGGAAAUGUGUACCUUCAUUCACCACUAGAAGCAUCAAUGAAGAAAGCCAUGUUGGAUCUGAUCCACAUUGCUCCAGAUAAGUUUUCCCGACCUCCAGACGUUCGAUUUUCUUUCGAAGGUGAUGGCCCAGAUGUUGAAAAGGCAAUAUUGGAGCUCCAAAAGGCCACACAUGGUUCAGCUACACCUUUGAAAGCAGUUGAGUUUGAGCUGGAUCAGUUUCCCAGUUACAGGGAGCUAGCCUUCAUUAUAAUCAGCACAUUAUUCACAGUCGUAGCUGUCGCUGUAGUGAAAUAG